AUGUGCGCACAGGAGAAGGCAGCAUCAUACGCGUGUUUGGAUCGCAAUGCCUACGACCGCACCAAAUGCACUGCCUUUUUCGAUGCAUACAAUGAGUGCCGCAAGCGUUGGCAAAAGGCUCGCUCCAAACUCCGCCAGAAGGAGAAUGACAAGAUUGGGCUGUUUGGUAUUCGCACGGACGACGAAGAUUCGGCCACAGCACCCGCCAAAGAUGCGGGACAGAGAUGA
Monosiga brevicollis MX1 is the source of this 228-nucleotide messenger RNA. RefSeq lists its product as uncharacterized. Lineage: Eukaryota; Choanoflagellata; Craspedida; Salpingoecidae. The transcript has a single exon. Bases 1 to 228 code for a protein of 75 amino acids. The record is from RefSeq and is a predicted model, not a curated record.